AACAAAGCGCAGAAUCAGUGCAUUCAUUGUUGUCUUGGAUUUGAAAAUAACAACUCAUUUAACACUCAUUUGUGUAUUCAUUGAUUGAAUGCUUUCUGACAUCGGAUACCAUGAAUGCAUUGAUACAUAAGUCCAACUCCAAGACACUCUCACUGGACACCAUCCCAACACUGGAGUCAUCGCAACAUCUCUACCAAUGUGUGCGUCAAAUGAAGUGCCAGUCAUCUCAAGACAUGUUUGUUGUGAAACACAAACCAACUGGUGAUGAGUUCGCCUUAAGACGAACCAACUUAGAGGCCGUCGAGAGCCUCGAGUUUGUGGUCAACGAAAUCAAGUUGACGUGUCUUCUCAAGCAUAAGAAUCUGCUGCCAAUCCUCUGCUCUUUUGUGAGCGGAUGUCAGUUGUGGACAAUCACUCCAUUGGCUCGAUUCGGAUCAGCCAGUGAUCUGUCGCGACCAUCGGGUCUGUCGGAGUUAGCCCUGGCCUUCAUCGUCAGGGAUGUGUUGUCCGCUUUAGUCUAUUUACACAAACGAGGAAUCAUUCACCGGUCGGUUCGUGGAUCUCAUAUACUGGUCACCGCACCGGAAGGUCGGUGUCUCUUGUCUGGUCUCAAGCACUCGACCAGUUGUAUGAUUGAUGGCAAAUGGCAGACAGCUAUACAUCACUACCCAUCACAUCCCGAACCGAACCUCAAUUGGUUGGCACCCGAAGUGCUCGAACAGAACCUCUUGGGAUACAACGCGAAGUCAGAUAUCUAUAGUUUAGGCAUAACUUUAUGCGAGUUAUCCAACGGUUGUGUCCCUUUCGAAGACGUGGAACUGACGGAAAUGCUUUUGGAUAAACUGACCGCACAUUUCCCGCGACCCCUGGACUCCACGUGUCAGGAGAUCUGCGACCUCUCGACUGAAGAAAUGAGUCAAGAAAUUAGACAUAAGUACGAGAUUUACAGAAACCGAACAUUUAGUCAAUCGUUUCAUAAGUUUACAAUAGAUCUCUGUCUCAACUUUGAUCCGUUGCUCAGGCCGACGGCUUCUGAGCUCUUGGAUCACAGCUUCGUCAAGCAGAUCAAGAAGUCUUCACAUAAUAACUUGAUUUCAUUGAUUCCUAACAUCAAACCAUUAGAUUGUGUCCAACCGUUAAAGAAUAGCUUCAAUGGCGACAGUUCUUCAUCGGACGACAAUAUCGCCAAAUCUAACGCUUGCGAGGAGUCUCUAAAUGAUUGGAACUUUUCGUAAUACAAUUGAUUUGUAGAGAAAUUUGUAG
This is a messenger RNA of Oppiella nova, 1263 nucleotides long. NCBI's taxonomy places the organism in Eukaryota, Metazoa, Arthropoda, Arachnida, Sarcoptiformes, Oppiidae. The record is from the annotation of a GenBank genome assembly.